AUGGAGCCGGCAUCGGCAGAGUCUUCCUCUUCGCCCUCCAAGGUCAUUGUGACCCCCUCGAGCGACUCGUCCAAAAGUGCCCCUCAGCUCACUCCCGACGCGAUGCCUGGCGACGAGGCUGAAGAUGUCGUCGACUAUCGCCCUUCCCGAUCGUUGCCGCGCAGCUUGAUCAACCACUGCCGCAUAUACCUGGAAGAUCAGCUCUUCGCGCAUGCCAUUGAACUUGCCAAUAGUCUGCUCACAUGCGGACCAGCCAUACAAAAUGGGCGGGUCACCGAGGCCUUUGUGCUUCCCCGGUGCAGAUCGGGUCUGGAUGAGGACUUUCACGACGACGACUUCGACGACGGCGGCGAGGACGAGGAGAAUGCCAAGAUCAUCUCCAAGCUCGGAAACGAAGAGUCCAUCUGGAACUGCGGACACGACUUUUGGUCCGUCCUGGGCUGGGCCUUCAACUGCAGCGUCGUGCACCCUUCGCGGUGGCGGUGGUGGCGGGCGUGGAUUGAUUUUAUGCUGCGCGUCUUGGACGAGGACUGGAUCAAACGCGCUGCCCUCGACGAGGCCGCUGAUGAGAAAAGGGGCGGCAAAGGUGAAUUUGAGUUUCACAUGAUGAAGCAAUCCCUGAUUGCCAAUUAUGCCACCCGGAGGGGCGGUCGCGCCAACGAUGUCAAGCGGCUUGUCAAGGCACUGUUUGCGGACGGGCACGAGGCGUCGCUCUCGCUCUUCACCGAGGUAUUCCCGUCCGAGACAAAAGACCUGCCACGAGGGCAGAGGAAGAGGAAGCGGGACCCCGCGCUUGACUUGGAAAAUUUCAAGUAUGGCGAUUACGGCGAUACCGACGACGAGCUCGAGGCGAGCGGGCCCGAGGAUGACGGCCGGUCCUUCCUCGUCCCCUACCGGUUUCGCAUCAUGUGCCUCCUUUCGCAGCUUGCCUUUUCCAUGCCGAUCCUCUUCGUCACCUUGGAUACCCUCUUCGAACUGUUUGCCGUGGGCAUCAAGGACAUGCCCCUGCACCUGUUCACCGCCAUGAUCAACCCUUCCUCUGCGAAUGUCAUGGGCAAGGACUAUGUGACCUUGCUGCUCUGGGAACUUCUCUACUGCCUCCUGCCUCCCAAAUUUUUGAACCCCGCCGAGGUAGACCAGGAAGCGGAUCGCGAAGGCCGCUUUACCCAAGACAUCCUCGAGAAGUCUGUCGUGUCUGCUGGAGGCCGUCAUGAUGAUGAUGCUGGAAGACGGCGCGCUCACCCUCGGGCUUCCCUCACGGCCAUGGUCGAAGCGGGCAUCGCGGCGCGGAAGAGCAAGGCGAAGAUUAAGCAGAACCGGCGGACAGGGCGCUUCAACGAGUAUGACGUGUUUGCCAAAAAGGCGUUGGAUGAUUCGAGCGACAUGUUACAGAGCAUACUUGGGGCCGUGCGGGCAAAAGUUUGA
Parascedosporium putredinis is the source of this 1425-nucleotide messenger RNA. The record is from the annotation of a GenBank genome assembly. NCBI's taxonomy places the organism in Eukaryota, Fungi, Ascomycota, Sordariomycetes, Microascales, Microascaceae.